Messenger RNA from Closterium sp. Naga37s-1, 1233 nucleotides. Lineage: Eukaryota; Viridiplantae; Streptophyta; Zygnematophyceae; Desmidiales; Closteriaceae. The record is from the annotation of a GenBank genome assembly.
AUGGCUCCUAAGCCUAAGUUACGCUACGCAAGGCUGGCGCUCGACCAGCCAGCAGCAGCAACAGAGUGGCGGAAUGGGCGGUGGAGUAAUGGGCGGCGGAGGGAGCGGCGAGGAAUGGGCGGCGGCGGAAUGGGCGGUGGAGGAAUGGGCGGCGGAGGGAUGGGCGGCGGAGGAAUGGGCGGCGGCGGAAUGGGCGGCGGCGGUGGAAUGGGCGGCGGAGGAAUGGGUGGCGGAGGGAUGGGCGGCGGAGGGAUGGGCGGCGGAGGGAUGGGCGGCGGUGGAAUGGGCGGCGGCGGAACGGGCGACGGCGGAAUGGGUGGCGGAGGGAUGGGCGGCGAUGGAAUGGGCAGCGGCGGAAUGGGAGGUGGCGGAAUGGGUGGCGGAGGUACCGGAGGCGGAAUGGGAGGUGGCAUGGGCGGACUUGGUUCCUCUGCUCCCGGAUCACAAUCGGCCAUGGGUCCUGGGGGGAACAUGGGCGGAAUCAUGGGUGGCGGUAUAGGCGGCGGAGGAAUGGGCGGCGGAGGAAUGGACGGCGGAGGAAUGGGCGGCGGAGGAAUGGGAGGGGGAGGCAUGGGCGGCGGCGGAAAGGGCGGCAGCGGCAUGGCUGGCGGCGGAAUGGGUGGCGGCGGCAUGGGUGGCGGCGGAAUGAGCGGUGGUGGAAUGGGCGGCGGAGGAAUGGGAGGGGGAGGCGUGGGUGGCGGCAGAAUGGUUGGUGGUGGAAUGGGCGGCGGCGGAAUGGGCGGCGGCGGCAUGGGUGGCGGCGGAAUGGACGGGGGCGGAAUGGGCGGUGGCGGCGGCAUGGCCGGAGGCGGAACGGGCGGGGGCAUGGGCAGACCUGGUUCCUCUGCUCCUGGAUUGCAAUCAGCCAUGGGUCCUGGGGGGAACAUGGGCAGCGGAGGAAUGAGGGGCGGCGGAAUGGGAGGCAGAGGCAUGGGCGGCGGAACAGGCGGCGGAGGCAUGGGUGGCGGAGGUAUGGGCAGCGGAGGUACGGGCGGCGGAGGUACGGGCGGGUCAGGGUGGUUUGCUCCACGGUCGCAGGCAGCACCCGGCCAGGGUGGACCUGGGAUGGGCGGAGGGAUGGGCGGAGGGAUGGGCGGGGGGAUGGGCGGAGGGAUGGGCGGGGGGAUGGGUGGGGGGAUGGGCGGAGGGAUGGGCGGAGGGCUGGGCGGGGGGAUGGGCGGAGGGAUGGGCGGAGGGAUGGGCGGGGGGAUGGGCAGAGGGUGUCGAGAGUAA